Molecule: messenger RNA, 531 nt
Organism: Malania oleifera
Lineage: Eukaryota; Viridiplantae; Streptophyta; Magnoliopsida; Santalales; Ximeniaceae
Product: pectinesterase inhibitor 2-like
Exons: 1
Coding region: 1-531 (176 amino acids)
Biological process (GO): negative regulation of catalytic activity
Molecular function (GO): enzyme inhibitor activity
Source: RefSeq, a predicted model, not a curated record
AUGGACACGAAGCUUAUCUCAAUUCUCAUCUUCACCAUCACCAUGGUUCUCGCCACCCCCCACGGUGGAUCCGCCACCGACGACGUCAUCGCCCAAGCCUGCAACCGUGCCAUGUACAAGGACUUCUGCGUUGCUCUUCUCAAAUCUGACCCCGAGUCCGAGAACGCAGACCUUCCCACUCUAGGGACAAUAGCGCUUAAGCUUGCACGAUCAAACGCCACCUAUAUCCAAAACGACAUACAAAAGUUGCUCAACCCGAAUUCUAACCCUUCCCUAAAGCUCAGUCUCCACGACUGCGCCGAGAACUACGAGGAGGCAGGCGACCAUCUGCAGGAAUCAGUCUCGGCCUUUGGUUCUAAACGCUACAACGAUGUGCUGACGUGGGUGUCAGCGGCCAUGGGCAAUGCGGAUUCGUGUGCGGAAGGGUUUAAGGAUCUGAAACGACAAUCUCCGAUAGCCGCGAUGAAUGAGAAUUUUAACAAGUUGUGCAGCAGUGUUUUGGCCAUAGUCAAUGUCAUCGCCGAGCGCUAA